CGUAACCCUCUACUUCUCAUAAGGUAACACCAAAUACGACAACCAAAAUGGAGAAGCUUGCUACCACGGUUUCGAUUUGCUGCUUACUUUUGUUCCUGUCUUUACCAGUGAUGUCUCGAGAAGUUGAAGAUGAGAGAGAGUUUAGUUACGAGGAAGAGAGCGAGAACGGACCGUCUCAUUGGGGAGACAUACACCCUGAAUGGAGUGCGUGCAACAAUGGAUCCAUGCAGUCACCGAUUGAUCUACUGAAUGAAAGGGUUGAAAUAGUAUCCCAGUUAGGGAGGCUUCAGAUGAACUACCAACCCUCCAAUGCCACUAUUAGGAAUAGGGGCCACGAUAUCAUGCUAGAAUGGGUUUCUGGCGCAGGUUAUCUUCAAAUUAAUGAAACUAAGUACGUACUCAAUCAAUGUCAUUGGCAUUCUCCCUCUGAACACACCAUAGAUGGCAAAAGGUUUGAUCUAGAGUUACACUUGGUGCACGAAACUCCAUCUGGACAAACAACUGUGAUAGGAAUACUGUACAAGAUUGGAAGACCAGACUCUUUUCUGUCAUCGUUAACGAGUCAUAUAAAGAACAUUUCUGAGACCACGGAAGCAGAAAGAGUGGUGGGUGUAGUUGACCCUAGGCAAAUCAAAAUAUUUUACAAGCAGUAUUACAGGUAUAUGGGUUCGCUCACAAUUCCUCCUUGCACUGAGAAUGUUUCUUGGACCAUUGUUAAAGAGAUACGAUCCGUUUCAAAGGAACAGGUUAGAUUGCUUCGAGCCGCUGUUGAUGAUGAAUCAGAAAGUAACGCAAGGCCACUGCAGUUAAUAAAUAACCGCUUGCUGCAACUUUAUCGGCAAAAAUAUAUUAAACAUUGAAAUUCAGGACAUUUUCCAGUGCAAUCCUGACAAAAGUUGACUUCUGAUUGGUCGGAGCGUGAAUGCAGUCAUACCUGGCCCAAGCCUUUAUUUUUAUUUUUCUUUAUAAUUUUUU
Molecule: messenger RNA, 975 nt
Organism: Vigna angularis (adzuki bean)
Lineage: Eukaryota; Viridiplantae; Streptophyta; Magnoliopsida; Fabales; Fabaceae
Product: alpha carbonic anhydrase 7
Exons: 7
Coding region: 48-860 (270 amino acids)
Molecular function (GO): zinc ion binding; carbonate dehydratase activity
Source: RefSeq, a predicted model, not a curated record